Messenger RNA from Aureobasidium melanogenum CBS 110374, 2070 nucleotides. RefSeq lists its product as uncharacterized. The record is from RefSeq and is a predicted model, not a curated record. Gene Ontology annotation, molecular function: transmembrane transporter activity. The transcript has a single exon. The annotation marks the transcript as partial. Lineage: Eukaryota; Fungi; Ascomycota; Dothideomycetes; Dothideales; Saccotheciaceae. Gene Ontology annotation, cellular component: plasma membrane. Gene Ontology annotation, biological process: transmembrane transport.
GCCUCGCGCUUCCUGGCCCAAUCCCAAAGUCGUCUCUCCUUCACUCAAGCCGACCCAGAUGCCCGCUCCCGCAAUCCUCUCGAUCGCCGACGUCAACCUGCCUCGUCCUCUCGUUACGUCCAGCGCACCCCGAUGCCUACGCCUUAUCAGCCAUCGGCCUCAGCUUCAUAUCUAUCUCGCUUUCCAUUUGCUUCUCGCCCGCGACAUGACGACCACGUGCCGCUGUUCCAGGGCAUCGACCAGGAAGACGCAGAGACACAACACGAGCGCGAGAUGGCAGACUAUCUAGCUUUACAAAGGUCUCGCCGCAACUUCAUCCCCAGCCACCUCACCGAGUCGUCUGAGCUUGAAGAUCACACCCUCGAGUCUUCAGAAGUCGCUUCACGACCUAGUCUUUCGGCUUCGAAGCAAAAGUCUGCUAUGGUCGAUGUUGAACUUGGCUCUACCGAUAACGACGAUGGAUAUUCGGAUUUUGAUAGCAUCGACAGAGAGCUCGACGCUCGCCCACCUGCUUUCCAGACUUUCCAGCCUUCACUGCCUCCUCGACAAUCUACCUUUCUUCCGCAAGAAACAGAUCCAGAAGUAGCCUUUGCUCAUCCGAGGCCGCCUAGUCCGGACGGCGAUAGUGUCCCGCCGACAGUCAUCCUCCCAGCACCCGAGCCACCCCGCCAUGAUGUCUUCUGGUCUCAGCUGUACAAGAUCUGCGUCUUUGCCAUGUUUGCAACCUUCAUAUUGGUCUGGUUCCAUACUUCCUCGCCGAACUCCAAGAAGCCUCUGGGUGAUACUAUCUACUCUGCCCUGACGUCUUCCAUCAACCUUCUGCUCUGGGACACAGUAAUAACCGUGAUUGUUGCAAUGCUCUGGUUGGCCCUUCUUCGCGAGUACGUGCGAGUUUUGGUCUUCCUAAUGCUUGUUUCAGUUCCCGUCAUCCUGUUCUCCUUCUCACUGUAUCCGUUCAUCUCAAGUUAUAAAGGCGCUUGGCAUGGAAGCAGCGUCCAGGACAAGGUUAUGCGCUGGUUCUCCUUCAUCCCAUCGAUCAUCGCUUGUGUCUGGGUGUAUUCGGUUUACAAGGGUCGUCACUCGUUCGGCAAAGCAAUUGGCAUACUCGAAUUCGCAUGCCGUAUCGUAACAGCCUCUCCAAGUCUGACUUUGCUGGGAUUUGGCACGCUGGGCGUCGUGGUCUGCUUCACCUGGAUCUGGAUGGGCAUGUUCACAAGACUAUUCCUGGGUGGACAUAUGUCAAAGCUUCAGACCUUUAUCAUUGAUCUCAACACUUGGUGGUUGGGCUUCUUCUUUGUUAUGGUCUACCUUUGGACUCUGGGCAUAAUCGCUGGUGUGCAGAGGGCAACAACUGCUGCUACUGUCUCGCAGUGGUACUUCCACCGUCUAAGUGUUCCCGCGCCGUCGUCAACCACAGUCGUACGAGCCUCUUUCAUGCAUGCGACGGGACCAAUGCUCGGCACGAUUUGCCUAUCCACUUUCUUGUCGCUGCUGAUCCGGCUACCCCUGAUCAUCCUUCCUCGUCGCAUUGCUAGCAUUGUAACCCUUUGUGCCUUCUCCAUGGUCCCGACUUCGCUCGCUGCCCUUACCAAUCCCCUGACACUGACCUACGCUGCCAUUCACUCUCAGUCUCUGAGCAUCAGUGCUAGAGGCUUGUCGCAGCUACACUUUGUCUCCAACACCUCGCCUACAACUACACUCAACCCUUCCGUCUUCGCGGCACAUCCAGGCUCUGGCGGCACCAUGAUGCCGUACCGUCUAGCCAAGCUAUUGCUCCACGCGACUCGCUUCAUCAUGUCAUUCGCUCUUGGCUUUGGCGGAUGGGUGUCUACAGCACGAAACGUGCAGUUAGCUGGUGGUGGUUUCAAGGGCAGUCUCUACGCAUACAUCGUAGGCCUGAUUGCAGCCACGAUUGGCUGGGCAGUCCUUGGAGCUAUCGAAGGCGUUAUCGGUGGUGUGGUAGAUGCUAGCGUUGUCUGUUGGGCGAGCGAGACUGGUGGCAGAGGAGGAGCAGGCGAAGCGAGAUACUGCCGUGAAGCAGGCGAGCUUUUUGGAGAGGGAGAUUAUUAG